This is a messenger RNA of Argiope bruennichi, 1074 nucleotides long. Its product is annotated as CXXC-type zinc finger protein 1-like. NCBI's taxonomy places the organism in Eukaryota, Metazoa, Arthropoda, Arachnida, Araneae, Araneidae. Bases 1 to 1074 code for a protein of 357 amino acids. Gene Ontology annotation, biological process: positive regulation of DNA-templated transcription. Gene Ontology annotation, cellular component: Set1C/COMPASS complex. The record is from RefSeq and is a predicted model, not a curated record. The transcript has 3 exons.
AUGACAAGUUUAUCAAAGAAAACAAGCAUCCAGAACAACGAAACCUCUAAAGAUUGCAAGACGAAUGUAGAAGAAGCCAAAGUGCCGAACAAGAAUAGCAUUCGUCAGACUGAUAAACAUCAAAUCAUAAAUGACGCGGAAUUAGCAUCUAUUUUCGAAAUGGACACAACGCGUCGAAAAGCUAAAAUGAUCGCCAACGAAAAUCUUAAACACCAGCAAAUUGAAAAAUGUGAAGAAAAAUUAAAGAAAAAGAAAAAAACACCACCACCAAGACAGUGUUACGGCCCCGAAUGUGUAAGAGCAGCUAGAGACAAUUCCAAAUAUUGCAGUGACGAAUGCGGAAUAAGACUUGGUAAAAAUCGAAUUCUGGAGAUUCUUCCUACUAGAUUACAACAAAGAAAAAUUCUUCCAUGCGCAGCGGAUGAGUCGAGUAGACGAAAAUUAGCCCAUGUUAGACAACAACAAAAAAUAAUUCAGAAAAAGUUAGAACAGGUUGAUACGAAAAUUUCACAACUUUUACAAUUGGUGCAAAAAUCAAAAAGUUCCAUAAAGGACAUGGUUUAUUUGGAUGAUUUUGAAGAGGAAUGCUCUGCACUAGAUUGCAAAUUAUGUGGAGCUGAAAUUCCUACUCGAAUAAUAGUAAAACAUCUGGAGAGCUGUUACAAAAAACAAGAAAGAAGAUUACUGCUAACUGGAACAACAACAAAACCAGAUGAUGAAGAAUGGAAUAUCUUCUGCAAUCAGAAGAUGGGUCGACAAGGAUUCUGCAAACAACUGCGGGUUUUAUGUCCUUUCCACAAUAAGGAUACAAGAAAUGAAGACGAACCCUGUGGUUACCCUUUGCAAAUGAACUUGUCGCAAUGCGAAGGCAAAUUUUGUGGCCGCUCGAUUAAGAAUUGCUCAAGGCACCCAAGUUGCUGGGAAGACAUUUUCCGAGCGGAAUUUGACAUGGAAAAACUGCAGCUGCUUCAAAAACUCAGCGAACUGGAAAGGGAAGAAGUGCAGCUAAGAAGAGAUAUGGCGGCUAGAGGGAACCUCGUCGCACUCAUGUUGCACAACACUAUAGUGCACUAG